Molecule: messenger RNA, 3109 nt
Organism: Homo sapiens (human)
Lineage: Eukaryota; Metazoa; Chordata; Mammalia; Primates; Hominidae
Gene: B3GNT4
Product: UDP-GlcNAc:betaGal beta-1,3-N-acetylglucosaminyltransferase 4
Exons: 2
Coding region: 1899-2960 (353 amino acids)
Biological process (GO): glycoprotein biosynthetic process
Cellular component (GO): Golgi membrane; membrane
Molecular function (GO): N-acetyllactosaminide beta-1,3-N-acetylglucosaminyltransferase activity; acetylglucosaminyltransferase activity; hexosyltransferase activity
Source: RefSeq, a predicted model, not a curated record
ACUCCCGAGCCCCGAGAGCUCCGCGCACCUGGGCGCCAUCCGCCCUGGCUCCGCUGCACGAGCUCCACGCCCGUACCCCGGCGUCACGCUCAGCCCGCGGUGCUCGCACACCUGAGACUCAUCUCGCUUCGACCCCGCCGCCGCCGCCGCCCGGCAUCCUGAGCACGGAGACAGUCUCCAGCUGCCGUUCAUGCUUCCUCCCCAGCCUUCCGCAGCCCACCAGGGAAGGGGCGGUAGGAGUGGCCUUUUACCAAAGGUCAGAUUCUUUCACCGCCUCUGCCAGACCCCCUUGUCCCCCACCCCCGCAUAGAUCUCCAGGGGGCUCAGAAAACUCUGGCCGGUGGCUCACGCCUGUAGUCCCAACGCUUUGGGAGGCCAAGGCGGGAGGAUCGCUUGAGGCCAGGAGUUCCAGACCAGCCCAGGCAACAAAAGAUACCACAUCUCUACAAAAAAUAAAUUAGCCGGGCCCUGCACGCCUGUAGUCCCAGCUACUGGGGAGGCCGAGGCCGGAGGAUCGCUUGAACCCAGGAGUUCCAGGCUGCAGUGAGCUAUAAUUGUGCCACUGCACUAGAGUCUGGGUGACAGAGACACUGUCUCAAAAAAAACCAACAAAACCCUUAGCUCUUUCACUAGCCGGGCUGGCCUCUUCCUACUGUAAACCUGCUGGGCCCCCGUCUCCCUUCUUUCUCCCCUCUCUCCUGCCCUGGAGCUGCCUGACUCUGCCCACGGCCUGCAGAGACCCCAGGUCUUCACGCAAGGUGCCAUUCCUCACUCAGUUCUUGCUCAAACGUCCCUCCAUCAAGGAGGGCUUUUUAGCUACCCUUGGCUAUGGGAUCCGUCCUCCGCGUCAGCCAAUUCUCUGCAUUAGACUGUAACUUCUCAACAUACCUGGUUCCUAUGCGUUUUGUGCUCCCCUCUGAGAGGGCAGCGACCCUGUCUUGCUUGCCACUGCAUCCCUAGCACCUAGCAGUUGCUUUUCUGGUGACGGCGGCUGUGGCAGUGGCCAAUGCGGCAGACUGGUCAGAAGUGAAGGGACAGGAUGACUUGGCAGUGGAGGUCAAGGGGAGGGGACUGGGGCAGAGGGAGACACCAGAGGGACAAAAAUGAGAAACUGAAGACAGGCUUUGCUACGUGGAGCUCGGGCAGGCCACACUGGUGGAUUCUGUCUCCUCAUCCUUCUUUUCAGGUCCCUGGGAGAAAUCAGCACUUAGAACGUGGUGGGAAGGCGGGGCGGGGUGCCUCGGAAGCCAUCCCUGAUACAAGUCCCCAGCUUUCCUGCUUCCCCUCUUGUGGUGUGUGGCUUUGUCUCCCUCCCUCCCUCCUGGAAGCCCCGACCUCUGAGGCAGGUGUAAAGGGUGUGUGCUUUGGUGGCCACGGCCACCCUGUGGUGCUGGUUCUCCUCCGAGGGAAGCAGUGCACUCCUGGUCAUCUUGGAGACGCCCAACACAGGACCCCACAGGCACCAAGCUUUUUUUGGGAAAUGGUUUCACUUCCCACUUGAAAAGCCCUGAAUGUCAGUUCCACACUUAGUGAAUUUGAUCCAAGCUAAACUGAGUCUGUGCCUAAAACUCAUCAGGUGCUCGAGUUUCCUGGAAGAAUGGCUGGGAACGUUUAUGGUGUCAGCUGUAAAGUGGCUGCAAGUCCUUUUGGGAAAAACAGACCCAGGAGUCCUCAGAUGAUGGCAGAGGAGGGCAAGGGCUGGCAAAGCAGCUGUGCUUAGCCCAUCCUCAGGGGAGGGAGGACUCUGGAAAGAGCCUGAGGAUACGCUGAGAAUAAAAAGUCCAGAGGCCAGCAGGGACUUAGCGGCUGGGGUGCAGGUUAACUCCUGCCCAACUCUUGGGGACAGGGACCCGGGGCUGGGCCCUGCUCAGGUGGCUCUCUCCUUGCAGGGACCGGCGAUGCUCUGCAGGCUGUGCUGGCUGGUCUCGUACAGCUUGGCUGUGCUGUUGCUCGGCUGCCUGCUCUUCCUGAGGAAGGCGGCCAAGCCCGCAGGAGACCCCACGGCCCACCAGCCUUUCUGGGCUCCCCCAACACCCCGUCACAGCCGGUGUCCACCCAACCACACAGUGUCUAGCGCCUCUCUGUCCCUGCCUAGCCGUCACCGUCUCUUCUUGACCUAUCGUCACUGCCGAAAUUUCUCUAUCUUGCUGGAGCCUUCAGGCUGUUCCAAGGAUACCUUCUUGCUCCUGGCCAUCAAGUCACAGCCUGGUCACGUGGAGCGACGUGCGGCUAUCCGCAGCACGUGGGGCAGGGUGGGGGGAUGGGCUAGGGGCCGGCAGCUGAAGCUGGUGUUCCUCCUAGGGGUGGCAGGAUCCGCUCCCCCAGCCCAGCUGCUGGCCUAUGAGAGUAGGGAGUUUGAUGACAUCCUCCAGUGGGACUUCACUGAGGACUUCUUCAACCUGACGCUCAAGGAGCUGCACCUGCAGCGCUGGGUGGUGGCUGCCUGCCCCCAGGCCCAUUUCAUGCUAAAGGGAGAUGACGAUGUCUUUGUCCACGUCCCCAACGUGUUAGAGUUCCUGGAUGGCUGGGACCCAGCCCAGGACCUCCUGGUGGGAGAUGUCAUCCGCCAAGCCCUGCCCAACAGGAACACUAAGGUCAAAUACUUCAUCCCACCCUCAAUGUACAGGGCCACCCACUACCCACCCUAUGCUGGUGGGGGAGGAUAUGUCAUGUCCAGAGCCACAGUGCGGCGCCUCCAGGCUAUCAUGGAAGAUGCUGAACUCUUCCCCAUUGAUGAUGUCUUUGUGGGUAUGUGCCUGAGGCGGCUGGGGCUGAGCCCUAUGCACCAUGCUGGCUUCAAGACAUUUGGAAUCCGGCGGCCCCUGGACCCCUUAGACCCCUGCCUGUAUAGGGGGCUCCUGCUGGUUCACCGCCUCAGCCCCCUCGAGAUGUGGACCAUGUGGGCACUGGUGACAGAUGAGGGGCUCAAGUGUGCAGCUGGCCCCAUACCCCAGCGCUGAAGGGUGGGUUGGGCAACAGCCUGAGAGUGGACUCAGUGUUGAUUCUCUAUCGUGAUGCGAAAUUGAUGCCUGCUGCUCUACAGAAAAUGCCAACUUGGUUUUUUAACUCCUCUCACCCUGUUAGCUCUGAUUAAAAACACUGCAACCCA